AUAUUAAUGCUAUCAUUGCUACAAACUGGAUAAUUUUACCCAUCAAACCUAUAUGGAAAGUCGCCGGAAUUCUACCACCGUCGUCGGUUUCUCUCUCCUCCCAUCGGAGCUCAUCCAUUGCAUAAUUCUCCGGCUAGCUUUACCCGAUAUCUUCCACUUAAAAUCCGUCAACAAAUUCAUUACCUCCAUGAUCGCCGAUCAGGAUUUUACCCGUGAUUAUAAUCUCCGAUCAAGCUCCUCCACCUGGUUGUUUGUAUACAAAAAAAGGUGGCACCGUGAUCCUGUGGUGAUUCACGGCUUUACCCAAUCAUCGGAACGGUGGUUUAAGGUGAUGAUCGGAGAUAUUUUGAAGCCGUUCAUCCCUCCCGGUGAAGAUCUUUAUUUCUUGACGGCGUCUGGUAAUUUUUUCCUUUUUGCUUUGAAUUGUAGUCGGGAAGUUAUCUCUGUUAAUCCCAUGACUAAAGUCGUCAAAAGAAUCCCUCAAAGCCCAUUGGGUCCACGUGGCACAUCAUCGUGGAGACGGUCCGGCAUCAAAUUACUGGCGGGCCCAUCCGGGUCGGGCCAGUUUCGGUUCUUGUUUGUGGAAAUUGUCGAUAAUAACCCGACGUUAUUCGAGUACGAUUCUAGAACAAACAAGUGGAAGUCAACGAUCGCGAAGGAGAGCAUCGUCAACCCAUCACACGUCAACAAAAAAGACGAAAACCGCAUAUUUCUAAGCGCAUCAAACGAGCCAAGGAGAAGCGUCGUGGUUUGUGUUGGUUACGACUCAAACGAGCCCACGGUCGUACGACCCAUAUUCUCAGGGAUUCUCGAAGACGGAGAAUUAGCAGUUGGUUUCAGUUGGGGAAGCGUAACGAACCGGUUACACAUAUACGGUGACGGAUGGAUGCUGAUCGUUCGAUCAGGAUCCGAUGGCACAAACGAUUCGCGCCGAGGAAUCAGGGUUUUAAAAGGGGUGGAACUAUGGGGUUUGAGCCCAAAUGGGAGGCAAUGGGCCUUUGUUUCAAAGGUCCCAAAUGGGCUAAUAGAUGAAAUCAAGAAACCCUAUGGGGUUAUGAUGGGUUGUUUGGAGGAAAGAGAAGGAACAAUUAGGGCCAUUUUGAUGUCAAAUUUUGAGGGUAUUUGGGACAUUAUUUGGCUUAGCUUUGACUUUGAAAAGUCAAAAUGGGCUUGGGUACCCCUACCUGAGUUCAAGAUGGAGGGCUCAAACAUGGCUGGCGUCACCUUCUCUUCUGGGCUCACCAUCUCUUAGAUCAAAGUGUCCAAUUGGUCUAACUUUUGUGUAUUAUGUAUAAAUCCUAUUGUAAGUUUUUGUACAAGAUUGUGAUUGUUGACUAAAAAAAGUCAAAAGAGCUUAUUGGGCUUUUUAAGCAUCUUGAACUAUGAAAAUGGGCCACAAGUAAGGCCCAAAUGUUGUAUCUCAAAGAUAAAAGUUCA
Cynara cardunculus var. scolymus (artichoke) is the source of this 1437-nucleotide messenger RNA. RefSeq lists its product as uncharacterized. The record is from RefSeq and is a predicted model, not a curated record. Bases 53 to 1252 code for a protein of 399 amino acids. The transcript has a single exon. Gene Ontology annotation, molecular function: protein binding. NCBI's taxonomy places the organism in Eukaryota, Viridiplantae, Streptophyta, Magnoliopsida, Asterales, Asteraceae.